UUACUUAUUUCAAUCAUUGGAUUGGCGUGUUUGUCUUAUUUUGAAACGUUUAAAGGAUGGUUAGUGCUAAAUUCCAUUUAAAGACUUCUUCGCCGGCGGUGAAAAGUGACUUUACGCCUAAUACUAAAUCGGAUAAGUUGAGUCCUGCGCAACGCGCUGAGAACAGGGCUGCUUUGAGCAGUGCUAACAAGGAUGAGCUCAUUACUAAGCGUCAGAACUUAUGUUUUGGUGCUAAACUACAGCCGGAAUGGGAGUCUCGGAGUUUGAACAUCAAUCCCAUACUUUCUGAUGACCUCCACCGAUUUUUGGGCAAUGAGCAGCACACGCAGCGCUGGGCAUUGGCUAAACAUGCCAUGCACAUUUGUUUGUCCAACGUUAAACGCAUCCCUUAUAUUUGGGGUUUGAUUAUUAUGAUCAUCAACAUCGUCGCGCCACCUUUGCUGCGUAAGGGUACUCCGCGUAUGUCCUGGCGUGGUAAUGCGGGUGUCCUGAUAGCUUCGUUUGCUGUAUCGUUUAUCAUCAGUGGUUUUGAUGUUUUGAAGCGUUUUAUUGUUGGUCGUUGUGUUGACUACAAGCGUUAUUACGUUUUGCAACCUAAGAAGUCUCGUCUUAAGAAGGUUCCUGCUUGUGACUUGGUCGUUGGCAACAUCAUUAAACUCACGUGUGAUGAGCUGGUUCCCACUGAUAUGAUUAUAUUGUAUUCCAGCAACCCUGAUGGCCAGGUACAUGUUGACUCUUCUCUUGUUGACGGUGACCGUGACCUUAAGAUAAAGUACACCACCAAGUAUGCGAAGGUUGAGUCUUCUAUACAUUCCUUUUCUAACCUCCGUGGUCAGAUUGUUUGUGACCGUCCAUCUUCUGAUUUGGAUAAUUUCAAUGCUACAUUGCGUCUAAAGGGUCAUCCUCGUCCCAGGACAGUUUACCUUCAGAAUUUCAUUUUGAAAGGCAGUAUAAUUCGCAACACUGCUACGGUGUAUGGCGUCGUGACUCACACUGGUCUCGACACCAAGAUUGCUCAAAACAUUAACAAGGACUACCAGCGAGUCAAGUUCAACACUGUGGACGUCAUGAUAAAUCACUUUACUGUGAUUGUUGCGAUUAUCUAUUUGGUAUGUCUCUUUGUUAGCAUGGGUACUCGAUGGUCUUCUAUCUUGGCUUCUGAGCGUCGUAAGGCGGGUACUCCUAUGGUUACGGAGUCACUUAUCUUCGUGGCUAUUCGUUUCAUUACCCUUUAUGGUGGUAUGAUUCCGGUAACUCUUCCUGCUGUUGUGGAUGUUCUGAGGUAUGCCUACAGUGCUUACUAUGAUGGUCAUGUGGAUUACUCAUUUCUGAGUGAUGGUGACGUUCAGGACAAGUCGGGUCAAGCUGUCGCUGAGCCUCAUGCCGUUGUUCCUGUUACGUGGACUAUGAACCACGGCCUGUUGGAGGAGCUUGGUAUGGUUGACAUUAUAUUUUGUGACAAGACUGGCACACUCACUACCAAUGACCUGCAGAUAUCGCUGAUAAAUACUGACAACAAGACCUUUGACGUUUCUGGUGACCGUGCUGCCCUGCAGAACGACAUUGAUGCUGAGUUGGAGCACAACGAGAAGCUGGAUCAGCUGUUGCGGCUGAUGUGCGUUUGUAACGUUGCUACUCAGGUUACUGCAACUUCGCAUAUGGAGUGCUCUGGCUUACGCCUCGGGACUACUUUAAGCUUUGGGUCCCUUAAGCACAGUGGUUCUGGUACUUCUGAUAUUUCUGCUGACGCUCCUAGCACUGUGCAAUAUCCCUUACGCACUGCCAAGAGUAAGAUCCACUUUGGCAACGUUUCAUACAUUGACUCUGGUAACCAAUCCAAGUUUACUUAUAAGCACCUGGGUUCCGACAACUCGAUGGAGUUAACUGAUAACGACCAGGAGGCCGACACUGAUGAGGCGUAUGCCUCAUCCACAUUUCCCAGCAAGGGCUGCAGGUCCAUGACCACUCAUACCUACAAAUCACCCUUUAAGGAAUGUGUUUGUAUGAUGGACCUAUCUCGAGACUUGGGCUACAAGUUGCUACAUCGGUCUAAAACUCAUGUCCAAUUUGAUGCUCGAGGCACCCUGGAGACAUUCAGUAUCGUUGGGUUGAACCAGUACAGUCUCCAGCGUCGCCGUAUGUCAAUUGUUAUUAGGAAACCUGACAGUGAGGGUGCUACUAUCUUCGUCAAGGGUUCUGGUGAGACCAUGCUUAGCUUGCUGAGCACCUCCGGUGUCAAUGAUGGCGUUGACCUUGUUAAUCUCCCUGGCAAAAUCGAGCGGCUGACCUGUGAGGGCUACCGCGUAUUGGUUUGUGCUUGUAGGGAACUUACUCCCGAUGAGACGCGUAAUUACCAGCGUCACUACUCCAAUGCCGAGGAGUCCGUCUACAGUGGCGAGAUGCUCCAUGAGGAGGCCACUUUACUCGUAGAGUCAAACCUAAAGUUCCUCGGGAUAAUAGCUUUUAAGGAUGAAAUCCAGGAUGGCGUUCGUGAGACUCUGGACCUUUUACUGGAGGCCGGUGUGCGUGUAUGGAUGACCACUGGUGAUAAUCGUAACGCCGCCAUUGAGACGGCGUACUUGACUAAUCUGUUGACUCAUCCAUGCCGCAUAUUCGACUGCCGGCUGCCGUACACCAGAUCUGAGGAGAUUACGCAGAACGACGUCAACAUGCUGUACGAAACAUUUUUGCAGCAGCGUAACUACAUGAGUCCUGCGGAGCAGUUAUGCCUUGUUGUUGAGGGUUCUGACUUAAAGGACUUCCUUUCGAGUAGCUACUUGCAGACAUCCUUUGUGAACAUGUUGUGCUUUGCUGACGUGGUGAUUGCCUGUGGCCUGUCUCCUACUGAGAAGGCUGACUUUGUGCGACUCGUUAAAGUCCGUUUGACUCCCACGCCCAUUACGCUGGCAAUUGGUGACGGUCUCAAUGACGUCAAGAUGAUGCAGGAGGCUCACAUUGGUGUUGCCGUUUUGGGUACAAGCCCUGAUGCACUGGCCUAUGCUGAUUUUGUUACAACUCACUUUGCUGGUUUGAGGUCACUUUUAUUUUACCAGGGUAGCAAUACCCUGCAGGUAAUGGCUGCUGCUAUAUAUUGGAGCUUCUUCAAGUGCAUUUGCCUCGUGAUGCCUAUAUUCUACUACCAGGGCCACACUGACUGGGCUGGUCUUGAGCUUUAUGGGUCCUUUAUUCAGUUGAUAUUCCACUUGAUUUUCACUGCACUGCCAAUUAUAUUCUGUGGGCUGUUUGACCAUACCAUUGCGGAGUCAAUCUUAACGCAUGUGCCUCUGAUUUAUACCCUUGGUCGUCGUAGAUACCACAUUAACUACUUAUGCCUGGGUUUCGCUGUUCUUGAGGGCAUUGUAUCGUCUAUUUUCUGUUACAUGAGCAUUCAGACUACGGCUGCGGAAUCUCCCAUUUUCGCUGGUGGCAGUACCAUUAGUGCUCGUGCUUUUGGUUUGUUAUGCUCCCUGGGUAGUUUGCAAAUGUCGAAUUCGCGUAUUCUUAUGGACUCCUUCACUAGGAACAACUCCUUCGGCUUGAUAUGGACUCUUGUGUUUUUAGUUGUGAUGCCUCCUGUUUUCAUGGCACUUUGUGUUAUGCUUGGUGGCAAGGCGCUGCGCACUGCUACGUUCCACAUUAUGGCUUGGCCUCCGUUUUAUAUGUUAAUUCCCAUUUGGAUCACCACGGGUGUUGUUUGCCAUGUCUUGAUGGUAUUGACUCAAUCGGUUAUAUGCCCCAACAUUACCAGAUUCUUUAAACAUUGGCUUUCAUCUCAGGUUUGCAAGUGUCCUUACCAUAACCCUAAUACUUCCGCGGAGACUGUGGCUGAUGACGAGGAGCUGACCACUAGCUUCAAGCCUGGUCGUUGUGGAUUGCGCACGGAUGAGCACUAUUGGUGCGACAGCCUGCUGCGCAAAGUCCACAGCGACUUCAAUUUGAACGGUUCUGAGGCUUUGAUGCGUAUGGUUCCAGCUGCCAGGCCCUUUAGGGUGCGUGAGGGUGACUUAUCUGCUGUCCAGCUGGCUAGGUUAAACUCGUCCAAUGUAUUAUCCAAGGACAGCGUGGAUGACAUUAAGAAGAACCAGUCCAAUGUGAACCUUCGUUCAGGUCGUGUGUCGCACUUGAUUGAUCGCAUUACUCUAAGGUUUAAGGACAUGCAGCUGGAGGCUGACUACCGUCUGCAUAAACGGCGUAACAAUUACCGUUCCAACCGUUUAUGGUACCGUAUCAUCUUUAUUGCUAUUGGUAUGUAUUACAUGCUUGACUGGACCUUGGACUACUCCUUAAAGAAGAUGUAUCGCCAUCCCACUCACAUUUACACUUUAUUCCCUGCUCUUUGCGUUGCUUUACUCUGUGUGGGAUGCGCUAUCCUGACUUUUUACACAACUUAUUUUGUGACGCAUAUAAACAAGGCUCUUGGUGUUUUGGUUGUUUCCAUGAUACUUCAUUACAUCAUUUCUCUGAGUUGGAUGGAACCCAUGAGUUCACUACAGCCUCUGGUAUUCCCUAUUCUAACUUAUGUCGUGCUCCACUUUGUGUUUAUCUAUGCCCUGGUAUCGAAUGUGAUAUUUUUACUUGCUGCCAUUGGUAAGCUGGGCACCUCAAUCCAUGUUUUACCCCUGUUUAUCGCGAUUAAUGUAUUUGUUGCCUUUGUGGGAUACCGCCUGGAGUACAACUCUCGUAAGAACUUUUUAUUUGAGUUUUCUGCUAACAAUGCUCGUAAGAAGCAGAGUGAGCUUUUGAACACCAUGCUUCCUACUUUUGUGGUUACCAAGAUGAUUAACGCUCGGCUUAAUGAGGACGGUAUUCCUAUAGGCUUUGAGGCUGAGGAGCACACAUUGGUUUCUGUUGUUUUCUGUGACGUUUGCAAUUUCCAGAACCUCGUUGCCACUGUGGAGCCUACUAUUUUAGUGGAGUUGCUAGACUCACUAUUCCUUGCUUUUGACCGUUGUGCUGAGCAGUUUGGCGCUACUAAGAUUGAAACUGUGUUUGAGACUUACUUGGCUGCUUUGGGUCUUUCUCGUGGUAACAUCAUUUGUCCCUAUGAGGCUGCUGCUAACUCGAUUGACAUGGCUUUGGCAAUGAUAGAGGUUGCGAGAUCAAUUCGGUACACCUCCAUGCAGGAGCGUGAUGAUGGUACCUUUGCUGAGCAGGAUGAUGUAGCUGUUGUUAAGGUUGGCAUUAAUUCUGGCAAGAUCAUUUCAGGUUUGGUUGGUUUCAAGAAGCCGCAGUACGCUCUUUUUGGUGACACCGUGAACACUGCCAGCCGUAUGAAAACCACUGGUGAAUCGGGUUAUAUCCACAUAUCAACUAGUACCUAUGACCUCGUUAAAAGUGACGUCACGCUCCACUUUGAGCACCGCGAGACCUUUGUCAAGGGCAAGGGUAUCAUGAACACCCAUUUGCUGAUAUCUGCUGAGGGUUCCUCCUACCCUCACUUUGAGGUUAUGGAGCGCAGCAGCACUCUUGACGGCCUGGGUCCUACGUUUACUGAGCCGCCUUCUACUGCCUUGAUUCCCUUGCGCACUGACAGCCUCGAGGUAGCUCAACCUAAUCGCAGUGGUUCUGACAAUAUCGUUUUAUUUGAGUGCGUGGAGAAGGACCACAUUUUGAACAAGUUGGUUUCGAUGACUUCUUUACGCCGGGGUGUGAGUGCCGGUUCUCGUUCAUCUCUCCCUCUGUAUGCAGGUGACAAUGACCGUGCUUUUGCACGGUCACUUCGUAUAUCAGCGGCUGUUGGCGUCCUUGGUGACAAUGAGGAGGCCAUGGCAUCUCGCAGUCAGAAUCCAUUUUUGCGCAACGGGAGCUCCUACAGCAUGCACUCGGGCUCUGCCACUUCAACUGCAUCCAGUGGCGGCCGGUGCUUAUCGCUGAGGCGCCGUACCAACACUACGGGCACGCCCACCAACGCCUUUGGCAGCAAUGACAUAUCUCGCACCUCAACCUUGCUAAAAGAAGCUGUUGAGGAGGAGGACGAGCUGAAUACCCGUAUUGACGGCGGUGAAAUGCAGAUGCAGACUACUGAAUGGCUGUUUUUGAAAUUCCACGACAGGCUUCAGGAGGAUCGUUACAGGUCACACUUUUACAACAAUCGCACUCACAUCAACACUAUAGAGCAGUCCUUGGUUAUAUUCCUUAUGGCAUUUAUAUUCCAGAGUCUCCUGGAGGUUGCCGUUCCCCGUAGCUUCGAGGACCGUGAGAAGGUUGAAAGGCUUGUGUUCUUUAACUACACUGUUUAUUGGACUGUACGUUCCAUUUACCUCCUGCUUCUGUUCGUCAUGUGGCUAUUGUUUAGGUUCAAUUUACGUGAUAGCACUGGCGACUCUAACUGGAACAUGUGGCUUACAUUUGCGUUGAACUUAUUCUUCGUGAGUGCUGCCUGUGUGUUCUCGUUAUCUGGUUCCUGGGCUGUUGAGCACAACCACCCGAAUUUUCAUUUGGCUAAUAUCUGGCUACCAUCGGAUAAUUUCAAGUUUUAUACCUAUAUCGUUGUGAUACAUCAUAACAACGGUAUGUUGUUCCAGACGUGUUUGUUAGUGGAUUCCUUGUUCAUGGUCAUUUCAAUGUCCUUUAUCAACUUCAGUGUUGCCCACAGCAUCGUUUCUGCUGGUGCUAGGUUUACUAUCCCAUGUUAUAUCCUAUUUAAUCUCGUCUCGGCCCACUGCAAGGAGUCGAUUGACAGGGCUACUUUCUACUCUAAUGAGAAGGCAAGGAUGAUUGAGGCUCGUGUAGGCCAGAUGCUCAACGACAUGUUGCCCAAGAGUGUCCUCGAGGAGUUUAAGCACGACAAGCUGAAGAUGUCCUACUGCCACGAGAAAAUGUCGUUUCUAUUUUCUGAUAUUGUGGGUUUCACCCUAUGGGCUAAUUCCGUGGAUGCCGGUCAGGUUAUCACGCUGUUGCAGAGGCUGUUCGCUAGGUUUGACCGUAGCAGUACUAAGCACGGGUUAUACAAGCUGUGCACUAUUGGUGACGCUUAUGUGGCUGUGAGUGAACCUGCUAUUGAGGUACCUACUGAGCAGGAGGCCAUUGCCAAUAUUGAUGGCAUCCUUCAGAUGGCUCAAUCUAUGAUUCGUACCAUUCGGGACGUCCGUGAAUCGUUUGAUAUCCCUGGUCUUAACAUGAGGAUCGGUUUACACUACGGCCAUGCUGUUGGGGGUGUCAUUGGUUCAGGUCGUCUUCGAUAUGACCUUUGGGGCAUGGAUAUCCAUACUGCCAACGCCAUGGAGAGUCACGGUAUACCCGGUAAGAUCAACAUUUCUGAGCGUUUGAAGCUGAUUUUGAUGACCAACUUCCCGGAAAGGUUCACGUUCGAGUUCCACAGCGACGUUCAGGUCAUUGACCGCUGUGUCCGUAGUUUCAUUAUCACAUCAGAUUCCAACGACAGCUGGUCUUAUUAAUUAUAGUAACUAUAUAUGUAGUGAUACCUUGGUAGCUCAGUUGAUAUAUAGUCAUGUCCAAGGUUAGCCGGCUGGCUAA
Molecule: messenger RNA, 7476 nt
Organism: Babesia bovis T2Bo
Lineage: Eukaryota; Apicomplexa; Aconoidasida; Piroplasmida; Babesiidae
Product: Adenylate and Guanylate cyclase catalytic domain family protein
Exons: 1
Coding region: 57-7397 (2446 amino acids)
Biological process (GO): intracellular signal transduction; cyclic nucleotide biosynthetic process; phospholipid translocation
Cellular component (GO): plasma membrane
Molecular function (GO): nucleotide binding; ATPase-coupled intramembrane lipid carrier activity
Source: RefSeq, a predicted model, not a curated record